UUGAGAGUAUACAAUAUUUUUUAAGUAAAAAUAGUGACAAGUAACAUCAAAAUUUGUUUAAAACUUUUAACUAUUGGGAUGUUAAUGAACGGUCAAUAAGUGUCAACGCAAGUCACCAAAACAUAGCCAAAUGCCGAAUUUGCAGUCGUCGGUGGGGCUGUUGUCGGAGGUCGGAGUUGGAGAUUGGGUUAAGAAAUAUCGUGUAUAUAUGGUUUUUGCGGAAAUUUUCUCAUAAACUUAUUUCAAAGUUACUAAAUUCGAGAUUCAUAUAAUUGAUGUUUCCAUGGAUGAAGGAGCAUAUUACGGAGGCUUGGAAUAGUAGGAAGAGCUCAAGGGGUGCUAAAAAACACUCCAAUGGUUCUUCCGAUCGUUCCAGAGGAAUGCAAGCUACUUCCGAAAGCUUCAUCGUUCGCGUCAUCAGUCUGGAAGCAACAGUGCUUUGCGUUCCUGUAACCCUGGAAUUCACCAUCGAUAAAGUCAAAUCAAUUGCCACGGAACAUUUCUAUGGGCAUGACAAAAAUAAAAAGAGUAGGCAAUUUCGUUUGAUACACUCGGAACAGCUGAAAAAACUCGACGAUGAGAAAAACUUACAAGACGAAGAAAUUUCCGAGUCGGAUGAAUUGUUAUUGGUUCAAGUUAGACCUCUGGUUGAAAAAGAGAAUUUGUCCGAAGAAGCUCUGAAAGGACCUUUGGAUGAUGAAAUUAUUAAAGCCACGAAAGAUUUGUUUGUGAGAAAUCCUCCCAAGCCAGCAAUCAAUUCCGAUUGCCCAGCUGAUUUUCAGAAUGAAAUACGGAAAAUUUUAGUCACCCUUGUUCAGACAUCUGCGAAAAUUCUCAUGCACAGUCCAGAUGCUGUCAAGUUUUACGAGAUAAUCAAAGAAAAAUUACAAGCUCAAUUACAACCUCCCAAUGAUCCUAAGGCUGUAAAGUACCUUGUGGAUAUGGGCUUUUCGGAAAGAAGAGCUCUAAAAGCCUUGAGAUUGAGAAAAAUGAACGCGUCCGAAGCUUUGGAAUGGCUCUUGGAACAUCAAGAUGAUCCCGAUGAUGAGGAAGACUUGCAACUUUCAUCUUUGAAUUCAUUCUUGGGCGAUCAAGUUGGUCCUAGCUCAUCAGGCAACGAACCAAAAGUGCAGAAGGAACGAAAUUUAAUGUAUGUGGUAAAUUUGUUGCUGGACACCUAUAAACAGCAUCAAAAACUUGAUUUCAAAGCUGAUCCAAAGUUGAUUGAAUCUUUGGAAGAAAUGGGAUUUGAAAGACCCAAAAUCAUAGAAACGCUCAAAAUAACGGGAAACAAUCACGCGAAUGCUUGUGCUUGGUUACUUGGAGAAAGAAGACGUAGCUUAAAAAAUUCUUACAAAGGUAUGGAUCCAGAUGGCCCGAUUUAUAGUGCAAUAAUGAAUAAUCCUCAAAUACAAUUAAGUUUGGCAAAUCCAAAGAUGUUGCUUGCCUAUUUAUCCAUGCUCGAGACGCCACUAUCGACGAGUGUAUGGAUGAAAGAUCCACAAGUUUCGCCAGUAUUGAGUCAAAUUUUCAAAACGUAUCAUGGGGAGAAGCACGCUAUUCACGUAAAUCGUUACAACGACGACAGCUAACACUUUCCUAUUUAUUAUAUUUUAAUUGCGUCAACUUUUCACCCGAGUUAUUACGAAUAACGAAAAUGUCUAAAAUUGGAAAAGAAAAAAAGAUUUCUGAAUAAUACAUGUACUUUUUUAAAUUUGAAGUUCUUCGGUUUGUGAAUUUUGUAAAACACAGUAACGUAAACUGUUUUAUUAGGUUUGUCAACUCGUGAUUAAAAUAGAUUCUUCUUUGUAAAAUUCAAUUUAUAGAUAUUUGUUUCAUUAAUACAUAUUUAGCAACUAAACAAAUUUUUGUGCAUAAACUUUCUCUGCAAUCGCUGCCACUAAUUAAUAACUAAGUUUCGCAAACACUGUUAAUG
Molecule: messenger RNA, 1936 nt
Organism: Copidosoma floridanum
Lineage: Eukaryota; Metazoa; Arthropoda; Insecta; Hymenoptera; Encyrtidae
Gene: Kpc2
Product: Kip1 ubiquitination-promoting complex subunit 2
Cellular component (GO): ubiquitin ligase complex
Molecular function (GO): protein binding
Source: RefSeq, a predicted model, not a curated record